AUGGCGGCCCCCAUGGACGAGAGAAUCAAUGUACCCAUAGACGACCCCAACGCAGACACGGAAUGGAACGAUAUCCUGCGGAAACAUGGCGUCAUACCAGAAAAGCCCCCAUCCCCAACGCCUAUGAUCGAAGAGGCUAUCCUCGAAGGCCGACGACUUGCACAUGAGAAUCGUCUUGAGGGAAAGGAUCUGGAUGAGCUGGAUGAGCUUGAGGAUGAUGAGGAUGACGCGUUUUUGGAGAAAUACCGGAUGCAAAGGGUGAUGGAGAUGAACGCACUAGCACAGAAGUCCAAGCACGGCACUGUCUACCCGCUAUCCAAGCCCGACUACUCGAGAGAGGUGACGGAGGCAUCGAAGAGCGAGGUUGUGCUCGUGAACCUCACAUCUGGCUUGGGGACAAACGUGGAGAGUAGGGUUUUGACGGAGCUGUGGAGGGAUGCGGCGAGGGAGUUUGGGGAGAUCAAAUUCUGUGAGAUGAGAGGGGAUCAGUGUAUUGAGGGGUAUCCGGACAGAAAUUGCCCUACGAUCCUGAUUUACAAGGAUGGAGAUAUGGUUAAGCAGAUUGUGACGUUGGUCUUGCUGAAUGGAGUAAGGACGAACAUGAGCGACAUCGAUAGCAUCCUCCUCGAAGUCGGCGCUGUCAAGAGUAACGAUAUAAGGAUAUCGAAACGGAGGAGAGAGGCGGAGGACCAAGAUGAAGCUCCGAAACGCUCGGGGUUACGUGGCAGCACUCGCCCGGUGAACCAGGAGGACGAUGAGGACUGGGAAUGA
This is a messenger RNA of Pseudogymnoascus verrucosus, 771 nucleotides long. RefSeq lists its product as uncharacterized. The coding region runs from base 1 to 771 and encodes 256 amino acids. The transcript has 2 exons. Lineage: Eukaryota; Fungi; Ascomycota; Leotiomycetes; Thelebolales; Thelebolaceae. The record is from RefSeq and is a predicted model, not a curated record. Gene Ontology annotation, cellular component: cytoplasm. Gene Ontology annotation, biological process: protein folding.